AUGCCAGACUUCCAACGAGCAACAUCCUCAACCCCAGAACCAGACACUGAGCCAGGCUCAACAUCAUCUUCAUCCCACGGACCAUCCUCAGGCCUAGCCCACUUUUCACGAGAAACACGAGCCACAACACUCAGCUACGCAUACUCAUCCAGCUCAUGCCUUACUUCAACAGUCCUGUCAACACCAUCCCGCGGCCACCUUCGCUACUACACAACCUCAGACUCCCCAAACCCCCUCCUUAACCCAGACACAAGCCCCAGCCACUCCCUACUAACAGCCCACCACCUCGAAUCCCUUAACCAAUGUCGCCUCAGCGCCGUAUCCUCAAUAACAGUCUGCCACAACAUGAUAACAACCCUGGAACUAAGCCGCAUAACAGCCUCCCGCGUCGGAUCCGCCAUCUGGUUCUCCUUCUGGGACAGCAUGUACACCCACGAAACCCUACAAGUUAUAACUCGUUUCGUGAACCAAGCCCGGCGACGAAUAGAUUCGCUCUUCAACAAAACAGCAACACGCCUCCAUACAAUGCUCAAUCUAAUCCACAACUCCGUCCACUUCGCAGCGACCGAGGCGCAGGUUAUCUGGGAACUGGAAAUUAUUGAGGAACACGCCUACUGGGAGCGUGAACAUCGGCGACGCAAGGCAGCAAGGAUUCUCGAGAAGAUGCGCGCGCAUGUUCAGAAUGCAACGUAUUUGAUUAUUGAUGAGGACAAAUUGACAGAUAUGAAGAGGGGCAUUUUCAGUUUGGAUUUGCUUUGUGAUUAUUAUCCGCAUACGCUUGCGGAUGGACAUACGGCUGUUGUGUUGCCGGUUGGUGAGCCUGAGCCUAGGCCGUUCUUGCAGUAUGAUCCGAGUCUGGACCAGAGGAGCGGAACUGUGUUGAUACAUAAUGCGAGGCAUUAUCGAGUUGCGCCUGGGUUUCGACCAGCUGGAAACUAUUUUCUUGAUACGACGAGGUUGGUCUAG
Molecule: messenger RNA, 966 nt
Organism: Penicillium atrosanguineum
Lineage: Eukaryota; Fungi; Ascomycota; Eurotiomycetes; Eurotiales; Aspergillaceae
Exons: 1
Coding region: 1-966 (321 amino acids)
Source: RefSeq, a predicted model, not a curated record